This is a messenger RNA of Heterobasidion irregulare TC 32-1, 729 nucleotides long. RefSeq names its product cysteine peptidase C12, ubiquitin carboxyl-terminal hydrolase 1. The transcript has 8 exons. Gene Ontology annotation, biological process: protein deubiquitination; ubiquitin-dependent protein catabolic process. Lineage: Eukaryota; Fungi; Basidiomycota; Agaricomycetes; Russulales; Bondarzewiaceae. Gene Ontology annotation, cellular component: cytoplasm. The record is from RefSeq and is a predicted model, not a curated record. Gene Ontology annotation, molecular function: cysteine-type deubiquitinase activity. Bases 1 to 729 code for a protein of 242 amino acids.
AUGGAUACCUCUCGAAAGCAAUCCGGAUCCUCAUCUAGCCUACGGCAGAUCUUAAAUGCGUGGGCGAACAAAGUGGGCCUUGUCCCCACAGAUCAGUUUCAUGAUGUCUACGGUCUUGACGACGAGUUACUCUCUAUGGUUCCUCAACCUGUCAAAGCUGUAGUCCUUCUCUUCCCGAUCAGAGGACCCCUUGAAGGAAUGAGGAGACAAGAGAAUGAGAAAAUCACAACGGAAGGACAAACACCUAUAGAUCCGACGAUCAUCUGGGUCAAGCAGACUAUUUCCAAUGCAUGUGGGACCAUGGGAUUGCUGCAUGCACUAGCAAAUUCAAAUGUAACCAUCAAGCCAGAGUCUCCUUUGUCACAGUUCAUCGACGAGUGCAAAAACAAGACACCCCUAGAACGCUCUAAACUUCUGGAAGAGACUCCUCUUUUUGCCGCUGUUCAUGAGGAAUUUGCAUCCUCUGGCCAGUCUGCUGUUCCCGAAAAUUUGGACGUGGAUCUGCACUUCACGUGUUUUGUUCAAGCUUCUGCUGCAUCCGCUAGAGCGGCUGAGACCGAGACGAUGGAGAUGCGUUUGAUUGAACUCGACGGAACUCGGAAUGGCCCUAUCGACCGGGGGACAUGUACAAACCUUCUGAAGGAUGCCGCUACCUAUGUCAAAGAGAAGAUGAUUCCGAACGUGCCUAGUGCACAAUUCAGCAUGAUGGCUCUUGCAGCGGUGCUCUGA